AUGCAGAAGUCCUGCAGUCCGUCGAGUAUAAAUGGUCUCCGGGCUGCCGUACAGCUGGGGCAAAACGCUGCCAGCAAGACCCCUCGUAGACGGCAGAUCAGCGAUGUUACCAUCACGAGAACUGGCAAACCAAUUAUUCGGACACAAGGUGGAAGAUCAUCCCUCGGAGGACACACCGUGACGGUCUUUGGUGCAACUGGCUUUCUGGGAAGAUAUAUUGUUAAUAGACUUGCUCGGCAAGGAUGUACCGUUAUUGUACCUUUCCGCGAGGAAAUGGCAAAACGGCAUCUAAAGGUUGCAGGAGACCUGGGCCGGGUCGUGUUCAUGGAAUAUGAUCUCAGAAAUACACAGUCUCUAGAAGAGAGUGUUAGACAUUCUGAUGUGGUCUACAAUCUCGUUGGACGAAUGUACCCUACGAAGAACUUUGAUCUGGAAGAUGUCCAUGUUGAAGGUGCUGAAAGAAUUGCGGAAGCAGUGGCCAAGUAUGAUGUUGAUAGGUUCAUUCAUGUCUCCUCAUACAACGCCAGUGUCAAUUCUCCCUCCGAAUUCUUUGCGACAAAGGGACGGGGUGAGGCUGUUGUACGAAGCAUCUUCCCUGAAACUACUAUCGUCAGGCCCGCCCCUCUUUUCGGAUUCGAAGACCGUUUACUGCACAAGCUUGCCGGUGUGACAAACGUGCUUACGUCAAAUCAUAUGCAAGAACGGUACUGGCCUGUUCAUGCCAUCGAUGUUGGAGAGGCACUCGAGAAGAUGCUCCACGACGAUAGCACUGCUGAGCAAACGUACGAGCUCUAUGGCCCAAGAAACUACUCAACAGCUGAGAUCGCCGAAUUGGUCGACAAGGAAAUUGUUAAGCACCGCCGUCACAUCAAUCUUCCCAAAGCCAUCUUAAAGCCAGCCGCUGGUCUCCUGAACAAGGCUCUCUGGUGGCCAGUAAUCUCUGCCGACGAGGUUGAGAGAGAAUUUAUCGAUCAACGCAUUGAUCCAGCCGCGAAGACAUUCAAGGACCUCGGUAUCGAGCCAGCCGAGCUCAGCAGCCUCACAUUCCACUACUUGCAAGGAUACCGCAGCGCUGCUUUCUAUGAUCUGCCACCUGCGACAGAGCGUGAGAAGAGAGAAGAGAAGAAGUAUCUGCACGUCCUUGACGACCAAUAG
Cadophora gregata is the source of this 1155-nucleotide messenger RNA. RefSeq names its product NADH-ubiquinone oxidoreductase 40 kDa subunit (gene NUO40). Gene Ontology annotation, molecular function: protein-containing complex binding. Gene Ontology annotation, cellular component: mitochondrion. The record is from RefSeq and is a predicted model, not a curated record. The transcript is spliced from 9 exons. NCBI's taxonomy places the organism in Eukaryota, Fungi, Ascomycota, Leotiomycetes, Helotiales, Ploettnerulaceae. The coding region runs from base 1 to 1155 and encodes 384 amino acids.